Xylaria bambusicola is the source of this 2797-nucleotide messenger RNA. Its product is annotated as heterokaryon incompatibility Het-C. The coding region runs from base 393 to 2690 and encodes 765 amino acids. Lineage: Eukaryota; Fungi; Ascomycota; Sordariomycetes; Xylariales; Xylariaceae. The transcript has 3 exons. The record is from RefSeq and is a predicted model, not a curated record.
UGUUAGCCCUGUUAGCCUGUCUCUGGCCUGUUAUGGCGUUGUCCACCCCUCCCCCGCCAAUGGCAACCGCCUGAUCGCGAGAGAACUACCCCGCCAAAAACAUCAUCUCACCAAGAACCUCGUGCCGAGCCCUAACACGUCAAGUUUCUUACCUUACCUUACCUUACCUUGCCUUGCCUUACCUUACUUCCCUUACCUGCCGGCCCGCCUCAUCUUGUCUGCUCAUUUUUUUCUAUUCUGCGAAUUCUGCAUAUCCUGCUCACGUCAGUGCCCCUCUCGCCCGAAAGCAGUACUCGACGGGCCGUCUCUUCACCCUUACUCCGUCCGCAACUCUGGCUUAAGCUUGGUAGCCCGCCCGGAAUACCACGCGAGUCUUAGACCAUCCUAUCAACAUGGGUCUCCCUAGGCCCGGCUUUGGCAGCACUCUGCUGAUUCUGGGGCUGAUUCUGGUCUUGAUGCCCACCAAGGUUGCCGCCUUUGGUGCUGGUAACAUUCCUUCUAUCGCCCAGGUUGAGGGCCACAACUGGCGGCAUGGAGAUAUUGAGGAUAUGCUCAAAACUAUUGCCUUCUUGCACGGCAAGAAGUGGACGACUCUCCUCGUCCAGAGGACCUAUUUUGGCAAUUGGCUGCGAGACUACUCGCAGGCUGUCGAUGUAGGUAGUCUCAAGGGCGUAAAUGCCGAGACCAUUCGUAUCCUCGUCUGGGUGCUCUCAUUUCUGGCAAAUGGCUAUGCGACCGAAGAAUUCGAGGUCACUGCCGAGCGAUUGGGUGUCUAUCGCCCAGAGGAGCACAUUGACAACCCGCUUGGUUACGCGGACAACAAAGAUGCCCGCGAGUUUGACCCCCGCCUCCGCGGGCUCGUCAUGCCCGAAGAAACCCAAAUUGACCCACACACGGGAAUGAAGAACUACAUCGCCAACGACCGUGGUAACUGGGCCACGAGCACAGGCUAUCUCAAGUUUAGCUUUGAGCGCUGUAUCCACUUUGGAAGGCUGUAUACCAGUGGUUCCCAUGGGAGAGGAAAUGAGGACGACCUCUGCGAGGCAUUGCGAUGUCUUGGGCAAGCCCUUCACUGUAUGGAGGAUUUCAGCGCUCACAGUAACUAUUGCGAGUUAGCUUUGCGUGAACUUGGCUAUCACAAUGUAUUUGCUCAUUGUGGGUCUGCUACUGAAAUCAACCUCCACGGUCGCCGUGUCUUUCCUCUCGUGACUGGAACAUUUGGCGGCGUCGAUUUCUUGCAUUCUGUCCUUGGCGAGGCCAACGAUCACUUCACUCAAUCAGAGGUCGAUCAACUAGACAUUGCCCUCAAGAACGUGGAAAACAGCAGCGGACCUAGUAGUGGUGGGGGUGGUACCCGGGGACUAGGGAGCAGUCUUUUCGGGGGUGGAGGAAGUGGCGCUUCUGACUUUAUUUCACUUGUUGCUUCUCUACCCGGCAUAGGGGGCGGAAUGGCGUCAGAAGCCAGGGAUCUAAAGCGAAUGGCUCAGGAACAGGAGUCAAGAAACGUACGGAGCGGUACUUACUCUGGCACGCGAUCGAACGCCAACGUUGUUCCUGGGAUGAGCGAGGACUUCGAUCCGGUCAAGGUUUCCAAGCAGGUCUAUCCUAUCCUAGCUUUCCGCGACAAGAUCGUCAAAUCGAUCAAUAGGGGAAUUGCCAAAAUCCCCGGACUUGAGAGCCUUCUAGAAAAGAUUGGUGAGACACUUACCGCGUUUGUUCUGGGCCUUUUAGCCCCCUUUAUCAGGCCUAUCAUCGCUGCGGUCACGAAGGCACUCAAAGAGGGUUCAUCGGGUGUCAUUAGUGCUAGCGCGCAUUCGCAGUUGGAGCCUUGGACAAACCCCCAUUGCUCGGACCCAACCCACUCUAUGCUUUCCAAGGACCAUUUCACCAAUAUACUGAACCCGUGUGCUGGACGGAUUGCCACCACUAUCCUCCAAUACGUUGUUCCACGAAUUCUAUAUGCCUGGGAGAAUCCUGGGGUGCCUGUACAAGAAGUUAUCAACGAUGUUUGCAGAGCUUUUCACCAUCCUGCUGCACGAGACGAACGAAUUGAGAUUCACAAAACCAUGUUUGACACCGUACGGCAGUGGGCGAACGAGCAUCCACGUCGCCAUGAUCUUGACCGUAUUUUAGGGUCGGAAUCGGUCCGUAAUGGAAAGAAUCACAUUCAACAAACUGGAGAGAAAGGAGGCUCGCGCGGCCAUUCACAUGGUGGCGGUAUCUUCGACGGCGGGAUCCUCGAGCAGCUCGGUCAUGGACGGCCCAAAGGGUCACUAUGGGAUCAAUGUACAACCCGAGAUAUGGAAGCGAUGGGUGCCAGCUCCAGUGCUCGUCCAGGAUCAAGUGGUCGUCCGACUUCAAACUAUUCUGAACGGCCCGGAUCAGGAUAUGGUGGUGCACCACCGUCUCACUACCAAUCCGGAGCAGGCUAUCCAGGACACCAAAACCCUAGACCUCAGGGCGAAGCCGCAAGUUAUUAUACUGGGGUAGACCAAGCUCCUGGCCCCUCUCAUCAACCACCCCCCUAUCCUCCUGGCCCUGGAUACGGUCCCAGUCACGGUCAUGCUCAUGGUUACCAAAACCAGGGAUACAGUGGGCCCCCACCACCUCAGCAAGGCGGUUACCCUCCAUACGGUCACCAGCAGCAGCAAUGGGGAGGUGGUUACGGAAAUCCUCCGUAUCCCUAUUAAAUAGGUUGUGGAUUGUUUGAUAAGGGGGUGGCGUUAACGGAUAUAUAGAAGUGGUAGGAUAAAAUGCCCUCAAAGGCUUGAGGAAGUAGUAAGAGUUGAAAACUGGA